GUGCAAAAUUGCAGAAUGAUGACAAUGUCUUUAAUCUGGGGAGUCUUGGUGGCAGUAUGCUGUUGCUUAUGGCUUAUCACAGGAAUAAGAAGGAGGCGUCCCGGCGAACCGCCCCUGGACAACGGACUCCUCCCGUACCUGGGCUGUGCACUGCGGUUUGGUGCCAAUCCUCUUGAAUUCCUCAGGGCCAAGAAAAAGAAGGCCGGGAAUAUUUUUACCUGCAAAAUAGUGGGGAAAUACGUCCAUUUCCUGACCGACCCUUUCUCAUUCCACAUGGUGAUGCGCCAUGGAAAGCACUUUGACUGGAAAAAGUUUCACUUCACCACCUCUGCUAAGGUAUUCGGACACAGAAGCAUUGAUCCGAAUGAUGGAAACACCACUGAAAACAUGCAUCAGACUUUCAUCAAAACCCUUCAGGGUGACGCUUUGCAUUCCCUCAUUGAAAACAUGAUGGAAAACCUCCAACACAUCAUGAAGCCGUCGGUCCCGCCGCAAGAAAAUCCCGCCCCGUGGGUGACGGAUGGGCUGUACUCAUUCUGCUACCGGGUGAUGUUUGAAGCUGGGUAUUUAACUCUAUUUGGCAAAGAGCUAAAUUCCAAUAACGAUCUCCGGAAGCAGAAAGCCCAGCAAGCCAUUUACCUUGAAAACUUCAAAGAGUUUGACAAGAUCUUCCCUGCUCUGGUGGCGGGUCUCCCAAUCCAUGUGUUCAAGAGUGCGUACAACGCGCGCGAGAAGCUGGCAGAGGCGCUGCUGCACAAGAACCUCCAGAAGAGAGACAAAAUCUCGGAGCUGGUCACCCUCCGCAUGUUCUUGAAUGACACCCAGUCUACCUUCGAUGAUAUGGAGAAGGCCAAAACCCACCUGGCGGUUCUGUGGGCGGCCCAAGCCAAUACCAUUCCUGCCACUUUCUGGAGUUUAUUCCAAACUAUGAGGAGCCCAGAAGCACUGAAAGCGGCAGCUGAAGAAGUACACAACACGCUAAAAAAUGCUGGUCAGAAAGUCAGCUUUGACGGCAAACCCAUCGUGCUGACUCUAGACCAGCUGAAUGACAUGCCCGUGCUUGACAGUAUAAUCAAGGAAUCUAUACGGCUAUCAAGCGCAUCCAUGAACGUCCGGGCUGCAAAGGAAGAUUUCAUUUUGCGUUUGGAGGAUGGCUCCUAUAGCAUCCGUAAGGACGAUGUCAUAGCUCUUUAUCCCCAGUUGGUGCACCUGGACCCAGAAAUCUAUCCUGACCCUCUGACUUUCAAAUAUGAUCGUUAUCUUGAUGAAAAUGGAAAGACAAAGACCAACUUCUAUCGCAAUGGCCUCAAGUUAAAGUAUUACUACCUACCCUUUGGUUCGGGCCUAACAAAAUGUCCUGGGAGAUUAUUCGCUAUUUAUGAAAUCAAGGAAUUUCUCAUUCUGAUGCUCUCCUCCUUUGAAAUGGAACUCGUGGACAGUCACCCCAAAUGUCCUCCCUUAGACCAAUCUCGGGCAGGAAUGGGCAUUUUGCCACCCACAAAUGAUAUUGAUUUCAGGUACCGGUUAAAAUGCCUAUGAACAUCGCACUUUGGACCUAGAAGAAAAGAAACCACUAUGAUGAAAUGACCCGAACAAAAAGGGAGCCGUCCGACCCAGGGACCCCGUGAAAGGUGACUGAAAAACAACAGGCAGCGCUAGUUGACCUGGUUCUACAUUUCUGUUUUAACUCCCUGGUGACGUGGGAAAGCUGGCCCACAUGAGAGAAUGGCUGGGUACAGUCCAGACUCUGAUAUUGAAAAUACCCCUUUUUUAUUGGCCCAGCAGUUUGGCUCCUUAGGGUGAAUGGAUCAGUUUGGCCUUAAAAUAAUUAAGGACUAUUUAUUCUUUUCAUCAACAGAAUAGGCCAUUUUUCUUCAAGGAGGGCUGCAAUGGACAGGAUUUUUUUUCCCCCCCGAAGAAACUGCUUUAUUUCAGGAAAAAAAAAAAUCAGCAACGUUUUUGUAGCAACAUCUCAAAAUGAUUCACGUUUUAGUGAAACUUCACCAAACUUUGCUAACCUGGGUGUUUAUAUUUUGACCAUGAGGAUGGCAAAGUUAUCUUGAGCCUUUAAAUAGUAAGGAAACAAGCUUAGCUGCUUAUAUAACCACAAACCCCUCAUAUUCAGUCUUUCAUAGGGUGAUACUGAUGUCUGGCUCAAUGCUGGGCUUAGUUGAAAUUUCUACUAUUAUAUAUUAAUUUAUUCUUACAGUGAUAUGUAAAUGAAGGGUUUCUAACCACACAUCUUCUGAUUCAGUUUUCAGAUUAUUCUAAACUUCUUUGGAGAUCAGGAGCCAGGGUCAUGGCUACUUAAUCCCCCUCUAGACUGGACGCUUAUUGUGAGCAGGGAACA
Messenger RNA from Tachyglossus aculeatus (Australian echidna), 2350 nucleotides. RefSeq names its product cytochrome P450 7A1. The coding region runs from base 16 to 1539 and encodes 507 amino acids. Gene Ontology annotation, molecular function: heme binding; iron ion binding; cholesterol 7-alpha-monooxygenase activity. The transcript has 6 exons. NCBI's taxonomy places the organism in Eukaryota, Metazoa, Chordata, Mammalia, Monotremata, Tachyglossidae. Gene Ontology annotation, biological process: cellular response to glucose stimulus; cholesterol catabolic process; bile acid biosynthetic process. The record is from RefSeq and is a predicted model, not a curated record.